This is a messenger RNA of Drosophila teissieri, 616 nucleotides long. RefSeq lists its product as uncharacterized. Lineage: Eukaryota; Metazoa; Arthropoda; Insecta; Diptera; Drosophilidae. The transcript has a single exon. The record is from RefSeq and is a predicted model, not a curated record. Bases 5 to 412 code for a protein of 135 amino acids.
AAUAAUGAAUCUCAGUAGUCUUUCCGGCGUACAUCCCAGAAACUUGGGAUUACAAAAAUAUCCAAAUUUAUCAUACUUUAGAGCCAUGAUCAAGAUCCUCAGGACCCUGUCGGGCAAAGGUCUUCACCUCACCAGGAGACUUCAUACGCGACUGCAGGUCUGCCAGGAAGCCAACGUCUAUGUCCAUCCGGAGCUGCGUCGCACCAUUCCCCUCGUUUACUUCAGCAAAGGGGAACUGCCUAAGCUGAAUCAAGGAGUCCCAGCCAACGGGCAGUGCGAAAUAUCUUCCUUGGAGAGGAGUCGAAGAUGCACGGAGGCUUUUCGCCAGUUUUGCAGUAGACAGCAGCAAUGCUUUUCUAGCACAUACCAGUGGGCAGAGUUCCGGCGAAAGAUGAUCUACGGCAGUUACUAGCGUGCAGCCACCCACCAAAGACUAAAUCCAGUGAAAAACUUUUAAAUAACCAUUAGCUCUAGCAUUGUGGCUUAAAAAGGGUUUUGUUCUGAUCUGAUUCGCCUGCGAAGUCAUAACAAGAUGGUUUUUAAGCCGCAAUGCCUGGGUCAUUGCUAAUGGCAAAGUUGAGCUCAAGCAAUUAAAUAGGAUGACAUAGGAAACAAA